This is a messenger RNA of Xylona heveae TC161, 1218 nucleotides long. RefSeq names its product TfdA family taurine catabolism dioxygenase TauD. The transcript is spliced from 4 exons. Gene Ontology annotation, molecular function: oxidoreductase activity. Lineage: Eukaryota; Fungi; Ascomycota; Xylonomycetes; Xylonales; Xylonaceae. The coding region runs from base 7 to 1218 and encodes 403 amino acids. The record is from RefSeq and is a predicted model, not a curated record.
GUCAAUAUGACUUUUUCAUAUCCUAAUGGACAUGCCGACAUUGGGUACAUGCCCAAUUAUGACAAAUAUCUGGCACGCGGCAAGCGCAGACAAGAAAACGAGAAGCUCGAUAAGCAGCUUCCCAAGGGCUUUCCCUCUAGUUUAUCUGGCGAUCUUGUUUGGGAUGCCAAUUCCUUAGUCAACAAGUACGACUGGAAUUACCAACUGACGGCCGAGGACCUCGAUGAGAUCAACAAUGCUCUUCGACACUUUAAGUUGUUGAACAAGCCGAUGGGUGAGCUUUCCCCAGACACGUUUCCCUUGCCCAAGUUGCAUGCGGUAUUGCGUGAAAUCUCCAACGAGGUCCAUAAUGGCCGUGGUUUCAAAGUGAUCCGCGGUCUUCCUGUAGACAGCUACACCCGCGAAGAGAAUGUUAUCAUUUACGCCGGCCUCUCGUCACAUGUUGCUCCUAUUCGUGGUCGCCAAGACAACAAAUGGCAAGGCAGACCAGCCGAUGUCCUUGUUGCUCAUGUUAAGGAUCUGAGUCAGUCAAGCAACUCUAAGGACAUCCCUGGUCCUGUGGUGACUGCCGAUAAGCAGGUGUUCCACACUGAUGCUGGCGAUGUUAUUGCUCUCUUCUGUUUGAGCGAAAGUGAAUCGGGUGGUGAGAGCUAUCUUGCAAGUACCUGCCAUGUUUAUAACGUACUUGCUGCUACGCGCCCUGAUUUGAUCAAGACGCUCUCCGAGCCUUGGCCUUUUGACGAUUUUGCUCCGGCCGGUGACCAAUACAAGCUGCGGCCCCUGCUAUACUACCAGCCUGCUACAGACGCAGACCCUGAGCGACUUAUCAUCCAAUACUCCCGAAGGAACUUGACUGGUUACAUGGACUGCAAGCGGUCGGCCAACAUUCCACCACUUACCGAAGCCCAAGCAGAGGCCCUAGAUGCCGUUCAUUUUACGGCUGAGAGGGAAGCUAUUUCGCUAGACUUUCACAAAGGCGACAUCCAGUUCGCCAAUAACUUGAGCAUUCUGCAUGCCAGAGGGGCAUUUACUGACUCCAAGCUAAUGCCAGUCUGUAGACGCCACCUUCUCCGACUUUGGCUGCGUGAUCCCGAGUAUGAAUGGACAAAAGCAUUACACCUGAAGGAGCGAUUUGAUCGGGUUUAUGCAGGUGUGACAGUUGAGAACUCAGUGUUCCCGCUGGAAGCCACCAUCCGUAGUAGCAAUGUAGCUACAUAG